AUGGCCGAGAAUCAAAAUCAGCCCCAGUAUGCGCCCUGGUAUCGAUUACCGACGCGUCGCAUUGUAGCCGUGGAACAUCCCGGCAUUGUCCAAAAUGUCGACAGAGCAAUCAAGACGCUGCAGGGAGAUGCUGGUAUCUCCAAGAUACUGGACCCAUCCAAACCAAGCAGCAAAGUUCAGCUUUGCUUGCGCCCAGAGGACCCCAUGGCAAACACUAUGGAUUCAUUCAAUAGGCAGACAAACAACAUCCUUCUCAAAGUCACUGUUCCUAAAUGGACAGGGAGGAAACGAAAACGAGGCAGUGACGAACCCUUCACGGACAGUCAUUCCGGCACGCCCGAAGAGAUCGAAAAGGAGCGACGGAGCGCUGCAUUUCGGCAACGGAGUUUGAUGGAUAAUGCCCAGAAGUACUCUGUUGAAGCUAUAGGCACAGUUAUUAGGACGCACAAUUUUCGGAAAAUUCCUGAUUAUGUGUAUUCUACAUCGGCCAGCCCGUUUGUACGGAGAUUUCGAGAGACGAUUCUCUCUUCUGACUACGAGAAGAUGAGGAAAUUCGACAUUUCCAUGAGCAAAGGAGAGACGAAAAAUGUUGAUCUAAUCCCCCCACCUGCCUUGACCAAAACAUUCAUACCCUUCCAAUACACCUACCGUCAAAACCCAACAGUGAAACUGUCUCAAGACACAUCCGGCAACAUUACGGCUGUCAAUACUCAGAUGCCAAACAAAGUUUUCACCCAUCUUGUGACGUGCGAUAUUCCCGAAGUACCAUCUGAACCACGUGAAGGAAUCCCACCGAUUUCGAGUCUCGACCCCGAGCUCCAAAGCGUCAUUGCUACCGUCCAGGAACUCUUCAAAGAACGAUUGGCAUGGACUCGUCGCGCCCUACUUAAUGCCAUACCAGGUAAAGACCAACGAUACGUCCUGAAAUAUGCAAUCAGUUACGUGGGAUACAUAUUUCGCUCGGGACCAUGGCGUGACGCAAUCGUGAAACUGGGCCAUGAUCCACGCAAGGACGUUGAAUCUCGCAAGUACCAAACGUUUGUCUUUCGUGUAAUCGGGCGGCGCGAGCCAGAAGUAGGCCGUGACGGCGGUGGGAGUGCCAAGCAACAACCACCAUCGUCAAACAGUUCACGUAACUUCAGUGGUCUCGACAUCAGUUCAAUCCCUACAGUAACUCGCAACGAAAAUCCGACCAGUCACCUCUGGACCGGUAAAGCGCCCCUCGCUCUGGACGGCAAAAUCUGGAUGGUCUGCGACAUCGUAGACCCAAUCCUAAAACGAAUCCUCUACCCUCCCAACGCAGAUAACAAAACCUUCUUGCGGAGUGAAUGCGAAAUCUUCAGCGACGGCUGGUACGGCAGCGGCACCCUCGCAAAGGCAAAAGUGAUUAUGCGUCAAAAGAUCCACGCGUUGUCUCAGGAACAUCGUGAGCCUAGUGAUGCAGAAUAUGAGUGUCUGCUCGGAUUCCCGGACCAUAUUACCGAAGUAGACGGAUUGAAGUUAGAGAGAUUUCAUUUGGAUGCGGAAAAGGCGACGCCGAGAGAAACGAUGCUUGCGACGGAGGUGAGGGCGACAAUUAAGGGGGCUAUUAGCUGGAGGAUGUUGGGGGUUGGGUCAGCGAGGACGACGGCUGCUACUACCACUGCGAGCACGAUCACGUCGGCGGAGGCGGAAGAUGAGGAGGAGAGGGAGGCGACGAGGAGGGUUAUUGAGGAGGAGGAGGGGGAAGAGGAGGAAGAGGAGAAUGAAGAGGAGCCUGAUGAUAUGGAUGUUGAUGGGCGCAAUGACUGA
This is a messenger RNA of Talaromyces marneffei, 1791 nucleotides long. RefSeq lists its product as uncharacterized. The coding region runs from base 1 to 1791 and encodes 596 amino acids. The record is from RefSeq and is a predicted model, not a curated record. Gene Ontology annotation, biological process: transcription initiation at RNA polymerase III promoter. The transcript is spliced from 3 exons. NCBI's taxonomy places the organism in Eukaryota, Fungi, Ascomycota, Eurotiomycetes, Eurotiales, Trichocomaceae. Gene Ontology annotation, cellular component: transcription factor TFIIIC complex.